Malaya genurostris is the source of this 766-nucleotide messenger RNA. RefSeq lists its product as uncharacterized. The record is from RefSeq and is a predicted model, not a curated record. The coding region runs from base 44 to 724 and encodes 226 amino acids. The transcript has 2 exons. NCBI's taxonomy places the organism in Eukaryota, Metazoa, Arthropoda, Insecta, Diptera, Culicidae.
UUUAUUUUCCAAAACUUUUCUGUGAACUCAACUGAAUCUAAUUAUGCCAAAAUCAAAUUAUGAACUACUGCAAACGGCCAAAUUUUCUAUACGAUCACCGCGCAACCGGAAUGCGAAACGUGUCCAGCAGGAGUUGGUCAGAGCUAGCGAAAGGAAAAGCCGCUCUCGGAAAACAGUGAUCGAACGGUGUUUGAAAGCUGCGAAUCAACGUAUUGCAAAAGUUGCCCAAAACUUCCUACCCCAGCAUGAUGAAAGUAUUCAAAAUGCUGUUGAUUUGUUCAUUACAAGUGAACUUCAAAAAAUGGCAAUGUCCGUGAAAGAUAUACGGAAUAAUACUAGUCUGAUUCAAACAAGCAUUCAGAAGUUUUUCGAUCAACCUCUUGCUACUCAGCAGCAAUUUGUGAAGGCAUCGAUUCUGUCGCAAGCCAACAGAGCCAAGACUCAUUCCGAUCCAUUUCUGAUAUUUUUGGACCUUCACAAAAAGCAAUCAAAGUCGAAAAGACGGUCAGAUUCAGCUGAAAUUGGACCGUUUGUCGUGAACCUCGAACAGGCUGAAUCUGGCGAACAAGCAGAUCCGACUCGGUUUCGACUCGAAGAUCAACAGCAUUUCGUUUCCACUGCAAAACAACUUUGGAACCGUAUGAGUCCAGAUUUGAAAUUACCGUUUUUUGUGCAGGCAUUCCUUGUGACACAUUUUCCCGAAUCACUGGAUCACGCGUUAUGAAAUAGCGAAGAUUUUUGGUGCCUAAUAUUGACACUAGUUUAA